AUUGUUUUGAUUCUCACUUGGACACCCUUCAAUCAUUUAAGAAUGAAGAUGAGAAGAAUAUGCCGCUAGUCUUGCCUGAAAAGUUAGAGGAAAUGAAAAGAAGAUUUAGUAAUAUUUGUUUCACAAACUCCAACACCUUUCUCGAAUACCACUAUGGACUGUGCUCAGCUAUUGCCAAUGAGGUGAUGUUCAAGCUAAAUAUCUGGGACAUGAAAUAUGGGACAAAAGAAUCUGUGGAAUCACUGCUGGAAAAUUGGAAUAAUUUCAUUGAAGAAAAGAGACUUGAAACAGUACUAGAAGCUGCUACUCGCAUCUGUGAAGAUUUGAAAAACAAAAACAUAAGCAAUCCUGACUUAGCUGGAGAUCCUCAAGAAAUUAGCAAACUUUUAAAGGCAGCGGAGUCAAAGAUUUCAAUGUGCAGACACUACAUUUCCAAUGUAAAUACCAUCCUACAGAAAGUCCUGUCUUCCUGGAGUAGUUAUACAGAAAACAUCCACUUACUAAAGACGUGGCUGGAAGAAAAACGAAAUGAGCAUCCCAAAGAGAUCCCUGCUGAGAUCCUGGCAAAGUGGAAUUCAGUACAUGGUACCUUAAAUGAAGCCGGAAACUAUCUCAUCGAAGUCAGCAAAGAGCAAGUUGGAUCAAAUAUUGCCAAAGAGAUGAAGAAACUGAACAGGAGAUGGGCUAAGUUCAUCAAGCGGACACAUUUUCUUGGUGAAGAGAGCACAGAUGCUGCUGAAAAAAACAUGGAGCUUCCGGGGAGCCUGGAGAAAAUUGAAGAGCUCCUUGGAGGGGUGGAGAGCUGGGCAGCAGAGAUUGGAUGCCUGCUUGGCAAGAUCGGUCAGGAGAGGCCUGUGCAACCUGAAGUGGAGGAACAUUUGCAGGGCUUGGCUGCAAGGGGAACCUCAUGCCAAGAACAAGUUGUGGCAGCAGAAGAGAUAUUGCAAUCCCUGACGCAAAAUGUUUCAAGUCAGAUGUCCCAACAGCAUUCUUACACCACUGGGCUGCAGGCACGAAUUAAAGAAGCCAGAGACAAAAUAGAGGCUGUCAUGGGUGACGUGAACAACAUCUUGUCCAAAUCUGAGAAGAGACCCUCAGAGAGGGAAGCUUUGCUCAAUUUUGAAGAAUCCCAGAAAGAACUUGAGGCCUCCAUUUCAAAGGCUAUGCAACUCGUCAGUCAAAAAUUAAGUCCUGAAGAAUGUAUUACAAGAUACAAGGAAGCUUUUAAUACUCUGGACAAUGAAGUUCUUGACAAAUUUUUGAAAGCAGCUGAACAAUUGAAAAAUAUUUCAUCUGAUCAUGAAAAGCUGGUAGUUGAAGAAAAGAGUACAGAUGUUCGUAAAAGAUGGGAGGCAGUUCAUAAUGAAAUUAUAUCCUGUGUCCAGCUUAUAAUAGAAAGGGAAAAAAAGAAUUUUAACGCAACUUUAAAAAAAAUCAAUAAGCAAUUAGGCAAAGAGAAGAAACUCCUAAGUAUGGAUAAAACCAAAGGACUCAUCAAAGAACAUGAGGCCUUUUUUUCACAAGAAGGCAGCCUGAGGGAACUUAACAAGUCAUUAGAAGACCUUAAACUAUUGGGAAGACUAUCAGAAGAGAGUGUCCCAGGCAUACAGACACUGACUACAGACUGUGAACAAAAGCUAGAAAAGCUUAAACAAAAUGUGGAAGAUACUUACACGGCCCUGCUGUCUCGUGCUGGAAAAGGACAAUCAUCUAAGAAAGAGAACUCCAUUGUUGCUUCUGAGAAUGGAGAAAAGCCCAGUUCUUCUCAACAAAUUGAUGUCUUUAUGGUACAGGAGACCUCAAGACCUGCUGCAGAUGUAGUUUUGGAACCAGAUGUGAAACAUCACAACGGAGAAAGCUGUGCAAAGAAAUUUGAGGAAGGCAGUGAUUUGCCCAUACCAGCUUUAUUAGAGAGCUAUAAUACGCAAGGAAAUAACCUGGAGGAACUUUUACAAAUCAGCAGAGAUAAAGUAGCAUCUGGCUUUACUGAUGAAAUAAAAGGCACUUCAUGCCUUCAGAAUAAGCUGCUUGAACUACAGGUGAUAGAAAGUGAAACCAAUUCUGGUUGGACACAAUUGGAAAACAUCUCAUCUACCUUAGAAAAUCUUGUGGAUGAAGUGCAGCAGGCUGCUAUCUCUCAUAAGAGAAGCCAACUAAAAGGAGAAUGGAAAGAGCUUCAGGACAUUAUAAAUACCAGAACAAACUCUUUAAGGACUGCUUUGGAAAUUGUUUUGCCAAUAGAAAAUGAAUCCAAUCUUCUAUGUGAAUUAGAUCAGCGGCUGAAGAAAAAGGACAUCCAGCAGUUUAAUCUGAUGAACAGUGAUAUUGCUUAUAGGGAACUAAAGGAGCUACAGAGAUCCAUAUUAAAUCAGAUUGAAGUGUGCAAACAAUUGGACCACCUUGAUAGUUCAGCAAGAGAUGAAUUUAAUCCAAUAGACCUGCAAGCUGCAAGUAAAAUUAUGAUUUACUAUCAAAACCAGCUUGAAGAAAUGAGCCAUAAAAUGCAGAUCCGUGAGACAGUCCUUAAAGAUCUGGAAGCUUUUAUGGCCUCAUUGAGGAAGAUUCAGUCUUCCAUCAAAUGCCUCAAAGAUCCCUCAGGUCAACCUGAAAUACAAGGAAAAGCUUUGAGAGAGGUUGCACAAGAAGUUUCUCAUAUGGCAGAAGAGGCUAAGUGUUUGGAUGAACGCUUGAAAACAGUUGAUAUCUGUUUGGAAGAUGCUGAAUGUGGGAGAGAGACUUGCUAUGAAAACCUUGUUCUGACUUUAUCUGAAGAGCUAAAUGCGAUUUAUGAUCCCUCAAGUGAACAGAUGCUUACAGAGGAAGAAGACUUAUACAAGAUUUUUUCCACAAAAAAUGGUGAACUCCUUAAAAACAUUCAGGAUCUACGUGACAGAAUUAACAAAAUAGGUUUGAAGGAUCCAACGAUUCCAGCUAUUCAACAAAGGGUAAAAUCAUUAACAGAACUGGAAAAGGAAUUGGAUUGUGCUGCUGUUGAAAUGAAACCUAUGCGAGAAAUUGCUAAUAAGCUCCCACAGAUCAAAGAGGAAAAAGCAGAGGAAGCAAAUGAACAGUGCAGAGUUACAGAGAGGUUAUGGGAGGAUACAAAACUCUUGCUUGCUGAAUGCCAGGAGCAGUGUGCAAGGGCUCUGGACCUCCUGAAGCAAUAUCAAAGCUGCAAAGCUAGUCUGACCAGCAUCAUCCAGAAACAGGAGAUUGUGCUUUCACAGCAAACUUCUUACAUGGGGAAGGAGAAUCUGAAUAGACUAAUAACAAAGAUUGAAGAGGCAAAAGAGGAAUUUAAUGAUCACUCUGAAGAUGUAGACAAAAUAAAUCAGAUCUGCAAAAACCUUCAAUUCCAGCUCAAUAAAAUGAGAAGCUUUGAGGAGCCCCCGUUCGAGAAUGAGGCUAACAUUAUUGUGGACAGAUGGCUGGAUAUCAAUGAAAAGACCGAAAACUACUGUGAUAAUUUGGGAAGAGCUCAGGCUCUGUGGGACAAACUUCUUAGUUUAUCUGGCACAAUCAGCGCUUGGGCACACGCAGAACUUGAGAAUGCAGAAGACCGUUGUCUGACUGAAGAGGACCUUACGCAGUUGAAGGCAUGCUUAAAAGUCCAAGAGCAGAAACUGCAGAAAUUUGACAACACGGUGGCUGAGAUAGAAGAACUUCUGAAUAGUAAUGAACCUCCACUGGAGCUACAGGUCAUCAGAUCAUCUGUUGUGCAAAAAAUGGAGCUAAUCAAAGAGCUCUUGUCAGCAAAGCGGGGGACCAGUGAACUCGGCGUGAAUACAGCAGAACUAAAAGGAGACCUUGAUCUGGCCAAGACACAAAUUGGAAUGACUGAAUCGCUUUUAAAAGCUUUGUCUCCUUCUGAUACCUUAGAGAUCUUCACUAAAUUAGAGGAGAUACACCAGAAAAUUCUGCAACAAAAGCACCAUGUGACAUUACUCCAAGAAGAGACAGAUUGUCCUGAUGUGGAUGAAUUAAAUAAGCAGCUUCAAUGUGUCACUGAUUUAUUUAAUAAGAAGAAACAUGUGUUUCAAGAUCACUUUAUCGGAGUUUUGAACCGCCAGUGCAAGAAUUUUAAUGAUUGGUUCAGCAGCACUCAGCUCUCUUUGAAGGACUGCUUUGACCCCUCAGAAACAAAAACGAUACUGGAAGAAAGACUGCAGAGGCUAAAGCGAUUCCUAACAUCUGAAGGCAAAGACCGAGAUAUCCAAGAGGUUAAAACUUUAUUGAAUAAAGUGAAGCAUUACUUGCCCAAAGCAAGCAUUAACCACCUUAACAGCCAUGUGAGAGAUCAAGAAGCAGAACUCCAAAGAUUGAUCUCCAAAUGUCAGAAACGGGAAAAGGAACUUGAUGCUUCUCUCCAGCAGCUCAGUAGCCUUGAAGAAAGCAGCACAGUCUUGGAAGAAUGGCUCACUGCUCAGGAAGCAAAACUAGAAGAGAUCAAAAAAGAUGAGACAAAACUUGAAAACUUCCAUAAAACACUAUUAAUGCAGAGAAAACCAUUUGACUCCAUAGCUCAGCUAGCAAAUUCCUUGAGGGAGGCUCAGUUGACAGAAGAUGAAACCGUUUCAGAAGCCAGUGAUCUUAUUAGCAGAUACCAAACACUGCUAACACAUGUAAGUGGAAUGGCAGGGAAUACUGAGAGACUUCCAGUGGAAGGACAAAAUUUUGAAGAACUUGCUCAGGAUGUUGCUUGCUGGAUCAAAAAGCUCGAGGGGGCUGUUAACCUGUGUUCACAGCAAAGUGAGCUGCCAUCAGACGAAAGGAUUAAUCAGAUAAAGGAAAUCACAGCUCUCAAAGAUGCAGGAGAGGCCAAAAUACAGAAGAUGGCAGCUCUAGGAGAAACUUUAAUGAGAAAUGAGAAACAGAAGUCAGCGAUUCAGGAGACUAUUUCUGAGCUCCAGAAGCAGUGGGAAAGUACCUGUCAGUUAGCUGCUGAAUAUAGCAGCCCCCAGGAGCAACAUCAGCUCAACAAGGAGCAAUACGAGCAAAUCAAGGAAGAUCUGAGACUGGCUCUAACUGAACUGGAGAAACAGCAACAGGAAACAGGUUUUGCCCUUCAGCCUGGUUUGCAGGAGAAGCAAGCUCAGCUGACAAACUAUGCUGACCUCUUGCAGAAAGCAGAAGGCUUAACUUCCCGAUUUAAGGAAUUGAAAAGCUGGGAAGAUCACCUACAGGGUCACACUGGGGAUCCCUGCUUCACAGAGGUAGAAUGGUUGGAAUUAAAACACCAGCAUGAAAAUCUGCUCAGCCAGCUACAGACCAUAGUGCGGACAUUGGAAAGUCACGUUCAAGAGCACCAGCAGUUUCAGGAUAUGGUAGCAGGCCUGAGCACUGAGCUGAAAACUGUCUCUGAGAAGCUUGCUGAUUGUGAAGGUUCAGCAAUGCAACAAUCAUCAGCUGAGCAAAACCAGUUGCAAUCACAGGAACAGCAAGCACCUCUUAGUCGAUGCGAAGACACGUUAAAGAAGAUUUUGGUUUUAGCAGAAGCUGUUAAACAAAACACCUCUUCACCAGGACAGAAGUUUAUUAAGGAAGAGAUAGAAACACUUCAGAGUGAACACAGGAGUCUGGAAGAAAGACUUGAAAAUGUCAAGCGAAAGGAGGAAAAUAUUUUCAGUAAAGCCCUUGAGUUAAAAGAUGAGCUUGGUAAUGAAAUACAAAUGGAAGAUAAGGCAGAUACAAUGCUGGAGAGAGAGAGACGAAUCACUGCUGAUACUCCUGUCGCUGCAGAAGAGAGCCCCGCCGCAGUGGAGUUCAAGGAGCCUUCGGAAAUUCAUGAUGGUCAAGAGGUAAAUGGAAAUAUAUCAGAGAAAGAGAAGCAAAAUGGUUCUUUUUUGGAGGAAAGCAGCUUUUUGUCAGACAGUCCAUUGCAGAGUGGCUGUCGAAGCAAGGACAGAUUGGGGCAGGCUGUUCAGGGGCAGGUUGAUAAAGAGAGCCCAGGUAUGGACAGACAUGAUAGGGUCCAAGAGGACGUUCUGGACAAUGCGGCUCAGAGUGGUGAAGCAGAACUGGAAAGGCAUCAGGAUGGUGUUGGUAUUGAAGGUGAUGAAACAAGAAAGGAAACCCAUUCAGCAGAGGAGAAACGUAGUGAUGUCGAGAAUCAGUCAUACAGAGAAGGUGUAGAGCAGGUCCAACAAAUGGUGUGCCAGAGGAGUCAAGUACUGAAAUCUGCAGCAGCUGAGAAAGAUGGUCUGGAAUCUAAUCCCCCAGUUUCUGUGCCUGAGGACACAGGUGCAGAAGUGGUUGUCCAGAAGGAACUGUUUCCUGGAGUGCAAGUAAACACUGAAUAUUCUGAAGAGGAAGAAAAGGUCAAUGAGCUGAAAAAUGGAGUAGCUGAACUGGAUAUCGUGCUCAUAAAUGAACAACUAAAAGAGCUGGAGAAUUUACAAAUGGAACUGGAAACGUGGAAAGCAAAAUCAUUGUGUCCCAGUCAAGAAGCGUUUCCCAAUGCAACAACAGGAUCAAACAGAGCAGAGCUACAAACCCCAGAGCCCGUGGUGCCCUGCUGGGACAGGCUGCUUCAAGAACUAGAUGCUGUUAAGGCAGUGAAGCAACAACAGUACUGUUUAAUUAAUGAGUACCAGAAAAAUCUUUCUGCCGUGCGGUCCUCAAUGAAAAAUUUGUCAACAGAAAAAGAUAACAUAAAAAUGGGUCCUAUGAACAACACGGUUCUUCUGGAGAAAAUUAAGGCCUGUAUAGAGUCCUUACGAAAAGCAAAAGAUGUCUUAAACCAGUUGAAAACUCAGCAAGAAAGUUUAUCUCGGCAUUUAACGUGCAUGGAUAAAGUGUUAACCGAAAGCCAAAUGAGGCAACUGGAGCAAUGGUGGCAACACAUGGAACAAACAGUGCAAAAGAAACAUGAUCAGGUUGUGGCAGAAAUCGAUGAAUUUAAUCUGCUUAUGAGUAAAGCACAGGAUAUUCAGAGGCUGAUACAAGAACAGUAUUUACAAGCAGAGUCAUAUUCCUCAUCUGAAGGAGAAGCCAAAUACCCUGUACUUUGGACCACAGAGCUACAGGACAUUAAACAUGGUCUUUCCCUAUUAAAAAGAAGGAUUGAACUGCAGAUGAAAAGAAUUUGGAGUGAUCAAGAGAAGGUAGCUUUGGAGAACUCUAUACAUGAUUUGCAGAGCAAAUUGGAAGCAUUAUCAGCACAACAAGCUCCUCAAGAGGGUGUUCAGAUUACUGGUCCUGCUCUCAUCAAACACGAGAUGAUGAAGAGGCUGAAAGAAAAUAUCUCAUGGGUUAAAGAUUUGCUGUCCUCUCUUGAUCAGAAAGCAGCGCUUUUCCCCAGUGAUGUUAAAUCACAGAUCAGAAGUUGUCAGCUUAUGAGCACAGAAAUUGUAAACAGGGAGCCUGUGAUUGUGUCACUGGAUUAUGGGCUCCAGCACAUCGUUCCCAACUUGAAUCCGGAGGAGAUCUCCGAUAUGACCUUCCUUUUACAAACAUUGCAGAACUCCUACAAGGCUCUUGUUUUAAAAUCAGCUCAAAGAUUACAGCACCUCGAGCUCCAGCUGGAGGAGAGGCAAAGACUUAUUGCAGAAGUAGAAAAAGUUCACUGUCAGCUUCGAAAUGCUGAGAUGCUUGCUAGGCCUGACAGGAACCAAACCAGCACGUGGUCAGAAUUGAUCAAUCAACAAGCCAUUUUAAAGGAGAUUUUAAAGGACAUAAAGGAAAUAGAAGGGCUUAUUUCAUCCCACUGUAAAGAGAGUCAGGUCACAGCUGGGGAACUGAGCCUGUCUGAACAACUAUUUUUGAUUGAUCAGUUAAGAAGUCUGAAGAAUAGAGCAAGGAAGACACAGAGGCAAAUUCAGAGUAAACUUCAUGAAGUAGAAAAAAAGAUGUCUGUCUACAGAGAGUUUGCUGAAGGAAUAACUUCAUUGCAGCAAGAUCUUAACGAUCUACAGCACAGUGAAAUGAACCUCGAAGAAUUACUAGGUGCCAAGCAGGAAGUGAAGAAUAAAUGCAGAGCACUGAGAGAAAAACUAUUAGCUUUUCAGUCCAAUUUGUCACAAAUAAUCAAGUACAAAGAAAUCUUUGAAUGCGUAGGUCUAAAAUGGGACUCAAUGCAGCCAGAUGAAUUGCAAACUCAAUUUUUUAAAAUUAAAAAUAAAAUUAUAGGGAAGAUAAAACGCAUUGAUAAUGUUAUUAGGGAAUGGGAUGAGAUUCAAGCAUUGCUAAAUGAAAUCCAGACUGUGACAUCCACUGUAAGAAAAGAAGCUUACUUCCUGAAGGAUAGUUCUAGCUCUUCUCCUGCUGAGAAUCUUAUAUCUGCACAGAUUCUGUUGCAGACAGUUCAACAAAUCUUGUGCUUAACCCAGGAGGUAGAAAAUCAACUAAACAAAAAUGAGGUCUUUGAUACACCGUUCAAAGAAUCCAAGAGGAAAGAAAUCAAGAGCGUGGAAAAAGAUGUUGAGAAAUUGAAUCAGUUUCUUCUAAACUUGGUCUCUGGUCUCCAGUGUGUAAACAAGGAAGAUGUCCAGAAUGAAGUAGAACAUAUGUUCCACAUCAUAAAGCAUAUUCAAUUAGAACUCCAGCAACCGCUUGUGAUAGACAUGAAAAAUAUGCAGUAUGAAAAGAUGCGAUGGGAAGGAAUUCAGAAUAUGAUGCAAGGAAAGUUCUCUGAUAUUAAAUGUAUAAUGGAAAAAGAGAGGGAAAGCCAAGAAGAAAAAUCUCUUGUUCCUGGUAUAGAAGCAAAAUUAGAAACACUGCAAGAUCAUGAAAUACAACUGAAGACAGACAUUGCUGCCCGUGUUAGUGCUCUACAGGAGGCGUGUAAGACCCGUGAGCUUUAUGCCAAGGCUGUUCAGAGGGCUGCCGGGUUCCUGGAGGACUAUGAGGCUCAAGUCAAGUCUGCUGCAGCAGAGCUCGAUAGCUCAGAGGACAUCUGUCAGAUUCCACAAUGGAAACAAGAAGAGUUCAACUCUGUAAAGUCUAGCAUAGAAAACCUGUGCUCCAAGCUGAAAAACCUAGUGAAACCAGAAGACAAAAUAUGUCUGGAAGACACUUUAACGGAACUAGUCAAUAAGAGUGUGGCAUUAAGGGAGAAGGCUCAAAGAAAGGAAGCUGAUGAACAGAGGUAUUUUGAAAAAUACAAAAGCUACACAAAAACCAAAGAUAAGGUGUGUGAUAAUCUUAACAAUCUGGAAAAGAUGCUCAGCCAGUCUUUGUCUCAAAUACCAACAUCUUAUAAAGAAGCUUUGGAGCACUUAGAAGAAAGCAAGAUUUUAGUCUCCAACAUCGACUCAGCUGAAGAUGAUCUUGUGAAGCUGAGGCAGGUCUCUGGAGAGCUGAGGAGAUUACGCAAGGGAAGUGACAGGGCGCCGGGCAGGAUUGUCACAGUACUGUGGGAAAAUUGGCUGGGUCUGCUUGAGGCAGCGAAAGGGCUGGAAAUUAACUGUGAAGAACUAAAGCAGGAAUGGAAAUUCAUCAAUGAAGAGCUGGAACGAGAAACAAUAAUUCUCGAUAAGCUCCAGGAAGAACAGCCAGAAAGUCUUAAAGAGAAAGAAAAGGCCACCAGAGAGGAACUGUUAGAACUACUAGAUUUUGUGAACUCAUUUGAGGAGAACAUCAACCAGCAACAGCUCCUCUUGCUCUUACUUCUUCACCGAAUAAGAAACAUUCUGAAUACACCUGAAAAUACUGAAGCAGAAGCUGCCCUUCCCGCCUUAUGUGAGAUAAAGGCAAUGCAGGAGCGCUGUAAAAAGUUGUAUGAAAAAGCUCAAGACCAUAAGGAUUCUGUACAAGCUGAGAUUCAAGAGAGGAACAAGAUCACUGAAGAAAUAAGUGCCGUGACAAACGCGUUACAGAAUGCUGCAUCUGCGUUAUCGCAAGAUGCCACUGGAAAGGCAGGACAACUGGAGGAGGUUCAGAGUGUGGUUGGUAAAGAAAGUCAAACUCUAAAGGAUAUAAUGGAGAAACUCCGGAUCAAGUAUUCUGAAAUGUAUACAAUAGUUCCUGCAGAGAUUGAAACACAGUUGGAGGACUGCAAGAAAGUAUUGCAAGACCUAGAAGAAAAGGUUAGCUUUGAAAUCUUGCAGAGCUCUCCCCAGUACCUGCUGAAAAGAAAAGCAGAAACUAUUGACAAUGGCCUUCAAGCUAUUGAAAAGAUGUUACAACAGAAGAGCGAAAACAUUGCAAAAGCCAAAGAAGUUCAGAAGCAAAUCUGGGAUAUGCUGGACCUUUGGCACUACAAACUCAACGAGCUGGAUGCAGAGGUGCAUGAUAUAGUAGAGCAGGAUUCCUGCCACGCACAGGAGUUGAUGGAUAUCUUAGUGACCCCCCUUCAGCAGUACCAACAGGUCUCACAGCUCGCUGAGCGCAGAACUGCCAUUUUAAACAAGGCUGCCAACAAGAUGGAAGAAUAUGAUGAACUCUUGAAGAAUGUGAAAGUUUGGAUAGAAAACACCAACUGCUUGCUAGGAACACAUCCUCAAAAUGACUCUGCCAAAAGCUUACACAAGCAUACUGAUGACCUUCAAAUGGCUUUGGAAGACUCGGAGCAAAAGCAAAAUCUUCUACACAGUGUGUACUUGGAGCUGGAGGAGCUGACACCAAUCUUUGAAACAGACAGCGUAAUGCAGCAGCUAAAUGAAAUAGCUGAUCAAGUAGCAACUUUACAGCAUGAGAUCGCAGAGGUUCUUCCGCAGAUCCAGCAGGUGGCUGAUGAAUUGGAUGCCAUUGAAUCUCAUGUGAAAGUGUUGGAGAAGGACGUUGCCAAGAUGAAGACAAUCCUGUCAUCAGAAGAUCUGUUAGAAUUUUCUCCUAAAGACCAACUUAAACAUGGACAGGUUAUACUUGACCAUGUUGGUCCCAUGCAGAAGACCAUUGUUCAUAUACAGUCCUAUGAAGAAACACUUCAUCUGCCGGGGGUGGAAAUGCAACCUUUCCCAGUCUUCCAAAGAGCAAGACAACUCUUAAGAGAGAUGAAGAAAUUAGAAAAAAUUACUAAGGAACAAAAUGACCUACUGGAGGAAGCUGUAAAGAAAGUAGAAGAAUGCGAGCAAGAAAUUGAGAAGUUGAAACAAUUCUUAAAGAGCCACUUGGUUGAAAUAUCCCAUGAAGAUCAACCAGUGGCUCAGAAGACUCAUCGUCCAGAGGGAGAAAUGGAAGCUGUCAAAGAAGAAAUCAUAAAGCUGUGCCAACGAAAGGAAGAUAUCCUCACCGGGAUGAAGAAUUCAAUGUCUGAGCUUCACCAGCGCUUGCAGCAAGAAGUGCCUGAAUCAGGAGAUGAACCCACAGCCUCUGUCUUAGCACAAAGUGACUUGAUUGGGACUGAUGUUUCUGGUCAGCAGUUGAAAAAAAGAGGAAUGAUGUCUCUUCUACCUUCUUUAGAUGAAGAAUCAGAAGACUCUUCUUCCCACAGCAAGGGAAGUACAGCCACAGAGAAAGAUCUAAGCUUUUGGCCUUCAGAAAGAGGUGGUGAAAGGCACAAGGAAGACAGUGCAACCUCCUGGUCUUCUGGUACCUUGUCAGAUGGCAUCGUUCAGGAUGUUGAUGAGAUAAUGCAGUCACACAGUACACAUGAUAAGGAAACAUCUAUGCGACCUUUGCAGAGCACUGAAGACCCUGGCAGAGGUGACAGCAGUCGAGCCAUGAGUGACACGCUGCCUCCCGAAGCGGUGGAUGGUGGGAGGCCUGAGCCAGAAACGAUCCUCCAGGCGUGCCAGGCCCAGGUUGCUGAGCUGGAAGAAUGCCUAGACAAAACUAAAGUGUCCUUGGGGUCAGACCCCCAGACCCCCAAAAUGCAGCAGAUGGUGGAACAGAAGCUGGCCGAUUGCGAGGUGGUGUUGUCAGAGAUUGAACAGAAUGUCCUUUCUUUAUGGAAAGACUGUGGAGGUAGUGCACAGUACCAACAAGAGACAGAGGCGCUUUCCUUGAAGCUGAAGGAAGUGAAGUGCAAUUUGGAAAAAGUCCAGGCGAUGCUUCAAGACAGAUACAGUGAAGAGCAGAGUCACAACAGGAACAGAAUCGACCCAGAGCCCCUUGAGGUUUUACACCCAAAUGACUCCAGCGUGCCCCAGCCGCUCGUUCGGCACAACAGUUGCCAGCACCCACAGGAUCUGAAAGCAAAAGCAGCAGAGCAGAAAAGCCUCAUGGACUUCAUUGAGUCGUGCGUGGAAAAAAUGCAGCCGCAGUUUGAAGACAGCGUGACUCAGAAAUUGGAAUCAAGCAAUGGAGAAUCUGAUCCAAAGAGCAAGCAGGCUGAUCCUACCUUAACUCCAAAGGACCAAACGGGUAAUAAAUGGCAAUAUUUACAGGAAGAGCUGUCAUCGAAGAUGAAGUCUCCUCUCUGCCAGAUUGUGGAACCUCAGAUUACAACAAAGGUGAACGUGCUGCCCCGAGGCGCGUUCGCUAGUGCAGGAACCCCAACUGUGGAAGAACUGAAAACUUUCACCGUCCAGCUGGGAGACCUUAGCCAAGAAGCAAAUGCGAUGCAUGCACAGGAUAAUGUGGCAGAGGAAGUCUCUUCCAAUUUGGACAGAAAAUUGUUUGAGCUGCUUCUGGCAAUCAGCCGAUGUUUGAAUAACAUGGAGGAGAUGUUAAACACCUCAGUCCUCUCCACUGAAGAGGCAGCAGUGCAGCAAGCUCUUUAUGAGACUCUUUCUGUUGAGCUGCAAAAACUUCAUGCUGACCUGAGUGAUAGAAAGGAUGACCUUCUAAAGUCUAUUAGCUGCGCUGGUGGGAGCACAGAUGUGUUCUGCGAGUGCUUUAACAACUUGCAGGCACGGCUGGAACAAACUCAGGCUGCCACGGCUUCAAGGAGCAGCUCUGUGAAAGCUGGGCUGGAUCAUAAUAGCAAUUAUCAGAAUGAAACCAGGCGGCUCUAUGAUGAGUUAACUGAGAAAAAAGCUGCUCUGCAACAGUGCUUGAAUGGAAUACGUGGACAUAAUAUUUCUGAACAGCUUCAGAAAACUGAUGCCUGUGCUUUGGAGCUGCAAAACUUUGAAAACCAAGUAGCAAGACUGAGAGGCCAUGGGGAAACAUUUCAGUUACCUGUCACCUUAAUCCAUGAAGCUUAUAAAUUAGAGGAUGUUCUGGAUGACAUGUGGGGGAUUCUCAAAGCGAAGUACGCGGAGCUGCACUCUCCUUCCAUCAGUGAGAGCCAGUAUGAGGACUUACUUCAUGGAUUUGCAGAGCUGAUAGCUAUUGGACGAGAGAAGAUUGCACAAGAUCCAAAGCAGCUAACAAAAAGCAGAGCAGCUCUACAGUCUUACCUGGAAAAUCACAAGGACUUUUUCCACAACCUCAUGAACCGCAUGGCUUUCAUGCAAGUGUUUUCCGAGAAGGUGACUCCCUGCAUCCUACAAAAGAGAGAGGAAUUCUGGAGAGAGCUGGUGAAUGAAGUCAAGUUAUUGGAGCAGAAGGCCCGCCAGUAUGGUAUACACUUAGAGACCCUCUUAAAGGAAUGGACAGAAUUUGAUGAUGAAUGCGGAGUUUUCAAUAAGGAGUUAGAGGCGCUUGCCUCUACAUUGCCUUCUGUGAAUUUGGUUGAAGAAACAGAAGAAAGAUUAAUGGAAAGGAUUGCACUUCUGCAGCAAAUCAAAAGCAGUGUUGAUGAAAAGCACGCCAGGCUGUACCAGCUGGUGAAAGAAGGGAAGAAAUUGCUGACUGCUGUGAGCUCCCCAGAAAUGAGAAGCCAGAUUAGGAAGCUGGAAGAGCGAUGGUUGUCUUUAAACAAAAGAGUUGGCCAUGAACUACAGCGACUUCAGACGUUACUCAGACUCUUGGUCAGCUACAACAGAGACUCAGAGGAAUUAAUGAAAUGGCUGGAUUCUGCUCAGCAGAGAAUGAAUUUUUGGAAGGAGCAGUCCCUCAAUGUGUCACAAGAUCUUCCUACCAUCAGGGAUAACAUCAACAGCUUGUUUGCAUUCUCUAAGGAAGCUGAUGAAAAAUCUUCCCUGAAGUCAUCCGUGGUGAGCACUGCCAACCAGCUCUUUCACGUGAAGCAAGCUGAUACUGCGGCACUUAGGUCAUCUUUGGCAAAGUUUGAGCAAAAAUGGGGAGAACUGAUUACACAGCUCCCAGCCAUCCAAGAAAAGCUUCACCAGCUUCAGAUGGAAAAGCUUUCAUCGCGGGAAGCUAUUGCUGAACUAAUGACCUGGCUGGACCAUGUGGAACAACAGCAGGGACAUGAGGAGCCACUAAAUUCACAAAGUAGUGCUGCCCAAGUCAGAAGCCGCCUUCAGAGUUGCAAGGAAUAUAAAAUGGAAAUGAACUUUAAACAGUGGAUGGUAGAUUUUGUUAACCAGUCGCUCUUGCAGAUGAGCACUUGUGAUGUGGAAAGCAAGCGGUAUGAAAGGACAGAAUUCGCCGAGUGUCUUGGAGAGAUGAACCUGCGAUGGCACAGGCUGCAGGCUUCUCUGAACAGAAAGAUACAAGACCUGGAGCAGCUUUUGGAGGAUAUUACUGAAAAGGAGAACAAAGCACAGACUCUGCGCAGCUGGCUGGAAGCUCAGAGUGGUCGACUGAGAUCUUUACAAACCCCAGCAAGUCUGAUCUCUGCACAGAACACAUUAGAUGAUUGCAAGGAGCUAGAAAAUGAACUCGCAACUAAAUCCAAAACCCUUGAUGAACUCAAGCAGAGUUUGGCAUUGAAUGGCAGCACAGAACAAACCCCAGAAGCUGUGUCACUCGGGACAGCUGAGCUUUGUGAAAUGAUGGACAGCAUUGUAAGCCAGGUUGCACAGUUAAAGGCCUCGAUGCAGUCAAUACUGGAGCAGUGGAGAGUAUACGAUGAAGCUUAUGCAGAAGUUAGCCUGAUGACGACAAGAUAUUUGUACUGCACAGACCAGUGCAAACGUUCUGUGGUGUCACUGGAAGCUUUGGAAAACCAGGUCAAAACUCUCCAGUCUCUUCAAGAUGAGUUGGAGAACGCUGAAGAAAGUUGGGCCAAGCUCCAGACUGCUGCCAGUAACCUGAAGAAUAACUGUUCCCCCUCCUUUGCCGAGAUUAUUGAACACAAGUGCACGGAGGCACACACUAGGUGGAACUCAGUAAAUGAAGACAUCACGGAUCAAUUACGGGCACAACAAGCAACCCUGCAGCUUUGGGAGCGCUUCAAUACUUCAUGCACUGAGGCAGCAGCCAAGUUAGAACAGCACAAAGAGCAGUGCACUCAGCUCUUGGAUGCUCACAUGCCUGAGGAUAACAUGGUAGAAACCCUGGAGCAGAGGAUACAGGAUAUAAAGAAUUUACAACGUGGCCUUUAUAAGUUAGUGGGAUGCCAUGCCCGGAUUGCUCUGCUGGCUGACCGGAUAAACCAGCAGGCUGGGACAGCUGCACAAGACGUUCUGUUGGAGAAGCUGCAGCCGCUCGAUAGAGUAUUCUAUUUGGACAAGAUGUUGCAGGGGAAGUUAGAUGAACUUGAGUUCAAUCUUUUACAACUGGAGGAUUUCCAGAACUGCCUUGAAACGCUGGAAGGUCAUGUCAAGAAUUGCACAGAUGCCUUCGAUAGUCUCUGUCUAGAGGGAGAAACAGACAGCUCAGAAUUGCUCCUGAACCACACGCUGGAGCUUGCUGCUCUUUCUCCAAGCGUAGAGAGUCUGAAUGAAGCGAGCAUUAAGCUGCCCCUCAGCGACUUCACCUUGAAGAAAAUGCAGAGCCUGACUCGGCAGUGGAGUCAGAAAACAGCGACUGCUCUCGAACGCUGCAGCGCGCUUGAAGGAACUCAAAAUGAUGAAAAGAAAUUCUUUCAGAAAUGUGAAAGCUGGAUGAAAUUCCUAGAAAAACUGACAGAGACCUUAAAAACAAAUAUUCCAGGACGUUUUGAAGAACUGCAGGAGCAACAGAGAGUGUAUGAGAUGCUGCAAACAGAGAUUUGCAUAAAUCAGCAGACGUUUAAUUCUCUCAUAUCCAAAGUUCUACUCUCCUUGGAGUCCGGAGAAGCAGAGAAAAGAACAGAGUUUAUUUCCAAGUUCACACUGCUGAAGGAGCAGUGGCAGAAUGUUAUCCGGAUGGUUCAGCAGAAGAAGAAAGAUAUCGAUGGACUUGUGAGCCAGUGGCAGCUCUUCAGGAGUUCCUUGCAGAGUCUCAGCAGAUUUCUUGCUGAUACAAACAACUUCAUCACAGUUGUGAAGAGCAAGGACUGCUGUAGCCCUUACCAGCUUAGAAAUCUAAUUCAUGAUGUCAAGAGUAAGGCAGUGAUUCUUCAGAGGUGGCAAGCCAUGUACUCCCUAGUCAUCGACGUCGGGGAGAAGUUACGUAUUGUCUCUGAUGCCGAGACCAGCGCUGUUCUCCAGGAGGAGCUCAGCCAGUUACAGCAGAGUUGGGGGCACACCCAGGCCCUGCUGGAGAAGGAGAAGACGCACCUCAGCAGCACCCUAGAGAGUUGGGACUCCUAUGAAAAGCAAAUCAAGGAAUUAGCGAGCAGGCUGCCAGAGCUGAAGGAGAAAGUAAAAGAUCCACUUCCAGUAGAACACGAAGAGCUCUACAGAGUCAAGGAACACAUUAAGGAGCUGGAGCAGUCGCUGGCAGACUGGGCCCGGGACAUGAAGGAUGUGCGGGACAUGAAGGCGUGGUUGGCUUACGGCAUCCUCGCCGAGGACGUGAUGGUGGUCGAGGAGCAAGCUGAACACCUGCACAAGCAGUGGGAAGAGCUCUGCUUAAGAGUGUCUCAGCGUAAGCAGGAGAUCGAGGACAGGCUCAAUGCCUGGAUUGUGUUCAAUGAAAAGAACAAGGAGCUGUGCUCCUGGCUGGUACAAAUGGAAAGCCAAGUGUUCCAGACUGCAGACGUUAGCAUUGAAGACAUGAUCGACAAAUUGCAGAAGGAUUACAUGGAAGAAAUAAACCUGUUUAGUGAAAAUAAGCUUCACUUGAAACAAAUGGGCGAUGAGCUGAUGAAGGCUAGCAACAGGAGCCGAGUUGCAGAAAUAGAUGAUAAACUCAACAAAAUCAAUGAUCGCUGGCAGCAUCUCUUUGAUGUCAUUGGAGCACGGGUGAAGAAACUGAAGGAAACGCUUUCUUUUAUUCAACUGCUGGACAAAAACAUGAGUAACCUUCGCACCUGGUUGGCCCAGAUUGAGUCUGAGCUUUCCAAACCUGUCGUUUAUGAUGUCUGUGAUGACCAAGAAAUCCAGAAGAGACUGGCAGAACAGCAGGAUCUGCAAAGAGACAUAGAGCAGCACACCGCGGGAGUGGAAUCCGUGUUCAAUAUCUGUGAAGUCCUGCUCCACGAUUCGGACGCGUGUGCUAAUGAGACAGAGUGUGACUCCAUCCAGCAGACCACCAGGAGUUUGGACAGACAGUGGAGAAACAUUUGUGCCAUGUCUAUGGAAAGGAGAAUGAAAAUCGAGGAAACCUGGCGCCUGUGGCAAAGGUUUUUGGACGACUAUUCAAGCUUUGAAGAUUGGCUAAAAUCCUCUGAAUGGAUAGCAGCUAAGCCUUUUUCUUCCGAGGUUUUGUACACGCACGCAAAGGAGGAGCUGAAGAAAUUUGAGGCGUUCCAGCUUCAUGUCCAUGAACGACUGACUCAGUUGGAGCUGAUCAAUAAGCAGUACCGGCGCCUUGCCCGAGAGAACCGCACCGACUCAGCCAGCAAGUUGAAGCAGAUGGUACAUGAAGGCAACCAGCGCUGGGAUAAUCUCCAGAAACGAGUGGCUGCUAUUCUGAGGAGACUCAAGCACUUCACCAAUCGGAGAGAUGAGUUUGAGGGGACCAGGGAAAGCAUCCUUGUUUGGCUCACAGAAAUGGACCUCCAGCUGACAAACGUGGAGCACUUCUCGAAAAGUAACUUUGAUGACAAAAUGCGCCAGUUAAAUGGUUUCCAGCAGGAAAUAACAUUAAACACCAAUAAGAUUGAUCAGCUAAUCGUUUUUGGGGAGCAGUUGAUUCAGAAGAGUGAGCCUUUGGAUGCUACUGUGAUUGAAGGCGAAUUGCAAGAACUUCAUCGAUACUGUCAGGAAGUGUUUGGGCGAGUGGCCCGGUUCCAUCAAAGACUGACUGCAAGACAUCCUGGAUCAGACGAUGAAGAGGAGACCUCUGAAAGUGAGACAGAUCCAGAAGACUCCAGAGAAAUCCAGAAUGAUCCCUGGCAUAAGAAGGCCAUCAGCGAGGGGCCCUCUUCACCGCAGUCCCUUUGCCACCUUAUGCCCCCUACUCAAGGUCAUGAAAGAUCAGGCUGUGAAACCCCUAUCAGUGUUGACUCCAUCCCACUUGAGUGGGAUCACACAGGUGACGUGGGAGGUUCUUCCUCUCACGAAGAUGAAGACGAAGCAACAUACUACAGUGCUUUGUCAGGAAAGUCCGUUUCAGAAGCUCAUCCUUGGCGUUCUCCGGAUAGCCCAGUCUGCCGGAAACACCGAUACAACCAGGCAGAGGUGGUUGGAAAUGUCUUGUCUGAUCCAGAGACAAGUACUCCCUAUAAGCCAGACUAUGUGAAGCAGCUCAGCUCUGCAAGCAGCGGCAGCAUCAACAAGGAUAAAACUACAUCUGCUAACACGAGUGAUGAGGAACCCCAGGGUGACCAAGAGCUUGUGAAUGUAGCAGCUGCAGAGGAGCAGUCAGGCAUUAUUGAUAGGUGGGAGCUCAUCCAAGCUCAAGACCUCAGAAAUAAACCUAGGAUGAAACAGAAGUUGCAGCCGUGGCAGCAACUGAACUCAGACCUCAGCGACCUCUCUGCUUGGCUUGAUAAAACUGAGGGAGAGCUGGAAGAGCUGCGAAAAGUGAAACCAACCAGUGUGCAGGCGUUGGAAGAAAAGGUCCAGAAAUUGAAACAACUGGAGAAGGAGCUGCUGAAACAACAGCCUAAAGUGAACUCACUUCAAGAACUCACUGGUUACCUGCUGCUUAAAUCAGACGGUGAUUACAUUGAAGCUGGUGAGAAGGUCCAUGGAAUUGGAUGCAAACUGAAACAGCUUAAUAAACAAGUUUCACAUGAGUUAAAAACAAUACAAGGAAAUCUGGGUACCGGAGCGUGCCUGCUACUUCCAGAUGACUUUGACUCAGGAGUCUAUAAUCCAGGCAUAGUGAAAUCUAGCCCUGCUGUGAAGAAGAUCACCGUAAGGAGAACUGCAGAUGGCAAAACCAGCAGCAGCACAAGAGCUGAAAGCCAUCCCCAACCUGUUCAAGCAAUUCCUCGGUCCCCUUCUUUCUUUUACCGUGUAUUACGAGCAGCUUUACCUCUUCAGUUGUUCUUUCUCCUGCUGUUGCUCCUGGCUUGCAUGGUUCCAUUUUCUGAGGAAGACUACAGUUGCACCCGGAGAAACAACUUUGCCCAUUCUUUCCAUCCCAUGCUGCGAUACAUCAAUGGGCCUCCCCCAACCUAGAAGGCAACCUCACGUUUAUAGCCUCAUUUCCCUGUUGCAGGGCAUGUGUUCAGUUUCACAUCUUAAAAUAUGUAUCUUGACAAAUUUUCAGCAUUUUUGUAUGGAAAACAAACUUUUUCUAUAGAUUUUUAAAUUGUAAGCAACACACUUUAUACUUUGAGGCAAUAGAUUACACUAUUUUGUAGGCACAGCACUCUUAAGCUUGGGAGGUGUUGAGAUGCAGAAACUACAUCACAGCCAUCUUAAACACAGCAGUCUGUCUUGGCAAAGUGGCUUUUUUUGCCACGCUAACCCUAAAAUGAUGACUGCGCACACUUCACAUUACCUGUAUCUUUUGGUACCUUAGUCACUUGAUGGGAAAGAUAAAAAAUAAAUCUCCAUCUCUUUGAAUCUUUGGUAUUGUGUUUUACACAUCUAGCACGUUCAGCAAAAGGAUGCACAUUUGGUUUUGGUUCACAUAUAGUGUUCUAGCGGCUAGGACUGCUGUGUUGUCUUUUUAUACUACCUUUGAAAUGAGAAAUUGUUGCAUGGAAAUGGUUUAUAAUGCACAUAUUUUCUAGAUGAACAUGAUUAUGUAGACUAUCCCUGAUGUAUACAAAUAAUAUAAUGACUUUUUUAAUGAAAGAUUUUUUUGGUUUUUAACCUGCUGAAUAGUGUACAGUAUCUUGGGAGAGAAUUGUGCAUUUUUAUAAGCUUCAUCUUUGAAAUGAAACUGACACUUGGGCAAUGGCUGGAGAAACACUGUGUACAGUCUGCGUGGCCAUUGCUUCUCAGUUGUACAGUUUGAGUACUGUCAUUAAAAUUUUGCCAAUGUC
Calidris pugnax (ruff) is the source of this 20086-nucleotide messenger RNA. RefSeq names its product spectrin repeat containing, nuclear envelope 2 (gene SYNE2). Gene Ontology annotation, molecular function: protein binding. Gene Ontology annotation, cellular component: membrane. NCBI's taxonomy places the organism in Eukaryota, Metazoa, Chordata, Aves, Charadriiformes, Scolopacidae. The coding region runs from base 60 to 19271 and encodes 6403 amino acids. The transcript has 103 exons. The record is from RefSeq and is a predicted model, not a curated record.